AGAUAUAUAUCCUCCGAGAUAAAGAUCUCCCCCAACCCCCACCAAAACCCUCACCUGAGAUUUGGUUUCCGCCGCUCCGAUGGCCGCCGCCCCCGCGGUCCGCACUCUCGUCUCCUCCCCACUCACCGCCUCCGGCUUCCCCCUUACGCUCUUCCUCUGCAAGCGCUUCCGCUCCUCUUCCCCGUUCGCUGGCCUCCUCCGCCUCCGCCCAACGCCGCCCGGCCUCUCCCAUGCGGCAGUCCGGUUUGGGGCGGCACGGCUAAACUCGGUCCGGUGCAUGGCCCGCCGGGCCGGCGACUCUGCGUACUCGCCGUUGAACUCCGGUCCGGGCGGAGGGUUCAGCGACAGGCCACCGACGGAGAUGGCACCGCUGUUCCCUGGGUGCGACUACGAACACUGGCUCAUCGUCAUGGACAAGCCCGGCGGGGAGGGAGCCACCAAGCAACAGAUGAUCGACUGCUACAUCCAAACACUGGCCAAGGUCGUCGGCAGUGAGGAGGAAGCUAAGAAGAGAAUCUAUAAUGUGUCUUGUGAGCGGUACUUUGGAUUUGGGUGCAAGAUUGACGAGGAGACAUCGAACAAGCUGGAAGGUCUUCCUGGUGUUCUCUUUGUGCUUCCAGAUUCUUAUGUUGAUCCUGAAAAUAAGGACUAUGGAGCCGAGUUGUUUGUGAAUGGGGAGAUUGUGCAAAGAUCGCCAGAGAGGCAACGGAGGGUUGAGCCAGUGCCACAGAGAGCUCAAGAUAGACCCAGAUUCAAUGACAGGACACGGUACAUGAGGCGGAGGGAGAAUCAACGAUGAGCACAUGUUUUCUAGCUGAAGGACGGAAUUUUCGUAGCAUGCUUCAGCUGUGCUUGCCACUUUCUUGGCAAAUGGUGGUGCUGGAAGUUGGUCAUCAUCAUGCUAAGAUAACAGUUUUAGCUGGUCACCAGCUGCGAGCACUACCUCAGGGGGAUGGUGAACUUUGGGAUCGUAGACAAACGUAGCUUGAUCCAGGUUUUCAGGCUGGAUUAAUUUCAUACCAAGCCCAGGUAAACUUCAGCUCAAAAUAUCAGCUGUUGAAAUCAAUCUGGCAGCUAAAAUCAAAGCACAAGGCAACUGCUUUUAGUUGAAGUUGUGAUUAUGUUUUGAUAUGGCAAUGAGGAAACUUCGGUUAGAUAUUUGCAUAAAAAAGACCGGAAUUUCAAGUUUCGAUCGAACUUGAGUUGCUUGAUUCAUGCUUGAACUCAAGUUUAAUUGUAAGUUGAGCUUUAUCAAAUAAGAAACAAAGCUUGAUCUUGCAUUGGCUGAGCAAUCAAGCUCAAUUUUUACAUUCCA
This is a messenger RNA of Elaeis guineensis (African oil palm), 1315 nucleotides long. Lineage: Eukaryota; Viridiplantae; Streptophyta; Magnoliopsida; Arecales; Arecaceae. The record is from RefSeq and is a predicted model, not a curated record.